CUGUAUGUUAUUAUGUAGACGGCCAUUUUUGUCCUCGGCUUGCAAUACUGUUGAUCGCACUGUCUGUGGCUGAGACAAAGUGAACUCCUUGCCGAUACCCAUGCUGUUUUACUAAAAGGGGAGCUUCGUUUCUGCGUCAAACUUUUGUGGUGUUCCUCUUGUUGCUUUUCUUGAUAAGGGAGCAUCUUGCUCUGCUCGCAUAUCACCAAAUACUGAUCAACUUUAUGUUCAGCAACUAUCACAGCUUGAGAUCUGCACAUGUCUGAGCAUGGGGUAAAGAUGAUCAAUACCCUAUCUAGGGUUUUGAUCAAGGCGGGUUUUUUUGGUGUAUGGUAACUAACAAGAGCACGAGUGAGUGGAAUGGAAGCGGAUUUACUUCAACGAACCUUCGCAAACAGUUGAUUUCGAACAGUCACAGAUUCAGAUAUAUUCAGAAUCAGGUUGAAUGUGUCUGGAAGCACGGGGCACUCUCAGUUCUGAUGCUGGCCAGCCGGCGACGGAAGUGGGCCCAUUUCCGCGAGACUGCAUAACAAACCUGACGUUGCAGGUCUAAUGCAGCAUGACUGGCAGUGACUUCUCCCACCUGGUGAGAGUGAUCACCGGCAUGCUUCUUACUGUAUGCCCAUCUACUUCUUGUCAAGAGGAAUUGAAUCGAAAAAUGCAUCACAUCCAGACUCAUAUAACAUUCCACAGCCAAUUCACAUGUAGUUUCUGAAACGCCACUUGGAUGGUCAGUGUUGGCUACUUCGAAUUGUCCCAGCCAUGUUCUCCAGUAACACUAGCAAUGUCCAUCCUUAUUCUUUGCACUUUUCCAAACAACCAGUCUCCAGUUGUGGUGACUUGGGGUGAUUGUGCUGGCUAGGCUUCAAGCACCUGUUCAAACAGCCCAAGCAGAAGGAAUCUGUGCUUUACUAUACUGUAACCUACGUAUGUGAUCCAUACUCUUGAGCCAUGUGCUAAAAGGAUGUUUGUCGGAAGAUUACACGGGCUAAACCAAGCACGGUAGAUUUUAGGUUCCAUCGGAUGUGCAGAGUUCGGAAUCACCAUAAGUUACUGGCCUCAUCAUGCAAAUACAUUGGAUUAUUCUCUGGACAUAGCUGGCGAAUAUGUAGUGGAGGAAACUGCAACUCAAUACCAGCACUCAGCUCGUCACCACUAGGAUUCUGCCCUUCGUGGGCCGAUCAUGAAUUCUUCAGCCUUCGAACUGUACCCGAAGUCUGAGAAAGUGAAAGAACAGAAUGUAUUUCAGUUACGAGUUCCACUGAAAUGGUCGGAUCCGAUCAAUUGACAAUCAUUUACUUUGUCCUGCGCAGCGCAUAAUUCACAUGAGCGAAACCUAGAGAUGUUACACAGAAGCUGAAGCCUUGCCAAUGGAAACCACGGAUGAAAUCAUCCAUCCGUGAAAAGUCAUGGUUAUUGCAUUUAACAAGCAUGUAUGCCCGGGAAUGGAGCAUGUAAGGUAGCAGGAAGGAAGACCCUAAUUCUACAGCUGUCAGAAUUUUAUAACAACGCAAGGGUCCACAGCCUGCUAGGGACAUAGGAACUUUCACUUUGCCGGCCAAGAUGCUACAUCCGAUUGUUGUACAUGCGAUGGACAGGUGGAUGAUUCACAAAAGUUGGUUGAUUCGACUUUCUUCCAGUUGGAGAGAGAGUGGAGUUAAGUUGGAAAUGGAACAUGCUGCUCUCUGAUGAGAAGCGUGCUUAUUAGCAGUAGCUCGUCUCAAGCUCUAUUCUGUAGAUCUCUAGAGAUCGCCCUUUCACCUCAUUCGGUAGCGUUUAAUCUCCCGAAAAAUACGUUGAGUUCAAGGGAAUCAGGAAUCAUAAACAAUGUCUGGAUGGGGUCAGGAUAUUCUAGGUGCACCUGCGGCAAGUAUUCCAAGCGCAACUACAGCUCCAAUGACAACCCUUCCUGCAAGCAGCUGAAACAUGGCAAUCACGUCUACAGAUCGGUAGGAUGUCUAAGAUUUUACUCAUAUUAUUGAGGGAGUCCUGAGGUCGAGUUUAUGAGUGAGUCCGAGUUAAGGUGCAUCAAGAUUCUUAUGUGUGCUCCAGGAUUCUUGCGGUAGAAUCUACAUAUGCAGCAGCUUCAGGCCGUCAAGGUCAUUGAGGAUCCAAACCCUUCGUGGUUCUCUGGGGUCCUCGAUCACAAACUCUUUGCCAUUGCAGGUAUCGAGUAAGGAUGACCUUGCGUGCAUACGUUGAAAAGGUGAAAGCAAUUCGCGUUGCGAUCACUCGAUUCUAGCACGAUCUUUAUCCCUGAAAGUUCUAAAUACGGAGCUCCAGAGGUGCGAUGCUCACGUUUGAGAAGCUGGAGUUUUCAAGAAAAACAUGUUCAAUAGCAACUGUUGUGCUUAUGCUCACGAUCAUCCUUUACCGUGUGCUUACCAUCGUUAGAACCUAUAUCUGGAAGCCUCUUUGGUAUCGAAGAGCUAUGGAAGCACAGGGGAUUUCUGGACCCACGCCACAUGUCCUGACAGGAAAUCUGGCGGAAGUACAGGCCUUGAAAGCAGACGCGUGGAUAACCCCAAUGAAUGUCGUCCGGCAUGACUACGUUGAUCGGCUCUUUCCUCAUUAUCGAUUAUGGACACAAAAAUUCGGUCCCAGAUUUCUCUUUUGGUUGGGACUCGAGCCAGUAAUAUUCGAGACGGAUCCAGAUCUUAUCAAGGAAGUCUUCUCUUCUGAUCACAAAGGCGCAUUUGCAAAGUUUGGUCCUCAAACAGCACUAUCCAAGAAAGUGACAGGAGAUGCCCUGUUUGCUUUAAAUGGAACAAAAUGGCUUCAUCGCCGACGUGCAGUUCGACCUGUAUUUCAAGGAGAGCAGCUCCAGGGACUGGUGGAACCCAUCAUGAUGAGUACCAAAACCAUCCUUCUAGAUAAAUGGGAUAGGCUUUUGGCAGGGAGUAGAGAAUGCUGCAUUGAAGAUAUUGUGCCACAUAUCGCUGCACUCACUGGCGAUGUUGUAGCUCGGACGCUUUUCCGAAGUAGUUACGAAGAUUCAAAUCACGCUUUCGAACAACACAAGGAACUGGUUAAACUAGAAUUCUACCGGCAGCCCCUGCCUUGCUCUUGGACGCCCGGCUCCAUUACCAGCUACAUAUCUGUCUCGUUUCAAAGGUUUCGUCGUCGAAGGGAGUUGCAUGCGUCGAUACAGACGACCAUAAAAAGAAUGGUGGACAAGGCUAUUGCAGAAGAAUCUCAAAGAUCAGAUUAUGUCCACAAGGAUUUCCUGAGCUUGCUCUUAGCCGUCAAUCAUCUUCCAGGAACGAUUGAUGGAGGUUUUCAGAUGAGUAAGACGGAUUUGACCCACGAAGCAAGGAGCUUCUAUACAGCAGGCUAUCAAGCUCCAGCAACAACUUUAAACUGGAUCAUGAUGUUACUGGCAAAUAAUCCCAUAUGGCAAGAACGGAUUUACGAGGAAUUGAGAGAGGUUUGUGGUGUCGAUGGAAUCUUGACGAUGCAGAUGGUCAAUAAGCUCAACAAUCUAAGUAUGGUGGUAUUCGAAGCCCUGCGCCUAUACACCCCGGCUCCGGAAACAGCCAGGACUGCAGUCCGAGACGUGCAAUUAGGCAAACUUCGAAUCAUGAAGGGAACAUCAAUCAGCAUCUGUAUACCAAAGUUACACCGACUUCCGGAGUUUUGGGGUGAUGAUGCCAACGAAUUCAGGCCAGAACGCUUCAAAGAUGGAGUGUCAGCUGCCCGUAAGCAUCCAGUGGCAUACAUGCCUUUCUCCUAUGGUCCUCGUUACUGCGUGGCCAGAACCUUUGCGUUGCUGGAAGUCAAAUGUAUAAUCGCCAUGAUUAUCCAGCGCUUCAGCUUCCAGCUGUCUCCAAACUACCUGCAUGCUCCCAUCAUAGUUGGAGUCAGUAUCCAACCGAAGCAUGGAUUGCCGAUCGUAUUAGCGAGGAGGCAAGAUGGAAAGCCGGUGUUGAGCUCCGUACAGUAAGAGCCGCUAUCCACAGUGUUCAUGGGUAUAUCAAGGUCUCCAAUAUUAGGCAGUCUUAAAAUUGUAGACAGACAAGAGUCAGGAAGGGCUGACAUGCAAUGGUUCUGGAUGAUCCAAGUUCCACGGGCUAUCCAUCGAGGACUCAUUCAAAUUUACCAGGCUCGUCAACAGUCUGAUUUCAAUCAGCUUGUAAAAGGUCAGGCACCACACAGCUCGAUAGCAGAUUGAUUCACUUCCAGAGCAAAAGAGCUGUUCGAUCAAGGAAAUAGCUAGAAACACCCGGGCGCCAAAGGACGUAGAUUUCCGAUCAAGCAUCCCUUCCAGACCAGAGCAUUCACAAGCAAUGUUCGGAGUAUCCUAGAGAGUCAGGACUUCCUCUACAAUCCGUGUUUUGAAGACUGUACAGCCAUUUUGGAGCGGUUAGACCUCGAUAGUCCCUCGAGUUCACAGACCCCGCUGGUUCAGAAGACUUUUCGAAGACCAAUUUUCAUUCUAAGUCUUACUUCUUGUCAGAUAAGCCCUGGUCCACCAGCAGUUGAGAGUAUAUCCUUAUGUCUCGUAAGAUCUGGACAUCUACACAGUUGUCCCGACUAGACAUGUAUCGUGAAGAAUGAGGCGUGCUGGGAGCUGCAAAUGGGAUCCUGCACAAAAACUAAGUGUAAUGACUGUUCUUUUAAUACCAAUACUUGACGUGCUUUGUGGGUUGUUU
This is a messenger RNA of Marchantia polymorpha subsp. ruderalis, 4652 nucleotides long. The record is from the annotation of a GenBank genome assembly. Lineage: Eukaryota; Viridiplantae; Streptophyta; Marchantiopsida; Marchantiales; Marchantiaceae.